Molecule: messenger RNA, 1083 nt
Organism: Lotus japonicus
Lineage: Eukaryota; Viridiplantae; Streptophyta; Magnoliopsida; Fabales; Fabaceae
Exons: 6
Coding region: 72-863 (263 amino acids)
Biological process (GO): transcription by RNA polymerase II; transcription initiation at RNA polymerase II promoter
Cellular component (GO): transcription factor TFIIF complex
Source: RefSeq, a predicted model, not a curated record
ACGGUUUCCAUAUUUUCGGGCUUCAAAAAUUGGGAGUCAGCAGAGCACAGAGACCAAACUCGCUCUCGGCGAUGGAGGAGCAAGGAAACACCAACAACAACAGCAUCAAGCAGAGCAACGCCAUGAAUGGCCAUGUCGACACCUCCAAAUCUGACAGAGCAGUGUGGCUCAUGAAAUGUCCACCCCUCGUUUCUCGCUCCCUCUAUGCCCCUCCCUCCGACCCUUCCCGCCCCGUCGCUAAGGUCGUCGUCUCCAUCGACCCCCUCAACUCCAACGACGACGAUUCUUCUCCCCAGUUCACGAUGGAGUUGGCUGGAACUGAAUCUGGAAAUAUACCCAAAUGUUAUGCCAUGGAUAUGUCUAAAGACUUCAUUCCCAUGUCUGUGUUUUCAGACACGCAGCAAGGAAAGAUCUCUGUGGAGGGAAAAAUACUGAACAAGUUUGACAUGAGGCCCCAUAAUCAAAGUCUUGAGCUAUAUGGGAAACUCUGCCGUGAAAGGACAAACAAAUAUAUGGUCAAAAAUAGACAGAUACAGGUUAUUGAUAAUGACACUGGGGCUCAUAUGAGGCCAAUGCCAGGGAUGAUCAGUUUUUCGGUUUCUGGACCUUCUGAUAAGAAGAAAACUCAAGCCAAAACAACAGAGAUGAAGAGAACAAGAAGAGACCGUGGCGAAAUGGAAGAGAUUGUGUUCAAGCUAUUUGAAAGGCAGCCCAAUUGGAGUUUAAGAAACCUCAUACAAGAAACCGACCAACCUGAACAAUUUCUGAAAGAUAUACUGAAAGACCUAUGUGUCUACAAUAACAAAGGAACUAAUCAAGGCACCUAUGAACUGAAGCCUGAAUACAGAAAAUCUGGCGAUUAAGCAACAUCCAUAGCUUUUGCUUUUGCUGAUCAAAUUGUUAACACCCUUUGCCUAACUGAUAGAUUACUAUUUCAAUUUCUUGUGGUUGCGAAAUAGAACAGGAUUGCAUGGUACUCAAAGGCUAAAAUUUACCCCAGGCACACAUUCAUGUUUCUUUUGGACUUCAUUGUGCACAAUAUUUCGUAGAUUUUAUGACAUCAGUAUAUACUUUUUCCUCUUA